UUGACCGGCUAGCAAUCAGGAAACGAACUCGAUCCACGAUGAUGGCGAAUUGGAUGUGUUGGUUAGUCUUUGCUGCCAUAUUUUGCAGUUCAAAGGGAAACCGACAAAUUGGGAAGAUAUUUGGAGAACCGGUCAAUCACGACAAGGAAAAGUAUAGGGAGCAAGGAAUCUGCAAAUGGUAUCCUUAUCGGUUCAGAGCUCACCCCAAAUACUGCCAAGCCUAUUAUGACUGUGCUUCCACUUCCUCUCCUGGUUAUCGAAAGUGGGAUAAAGGGUUCCGAGAAUGUGUGUAUCCCAAAUUGUUUAAUGCCGAGACCAGGAAGUGUGAAAUAUUUUUUGACGUAAAAUGCGGUAAAAGAAAGGAAUUUAAAUCCAAAUGUGAUUACUUUGCAAGGAAAUGCGUGGGUUUACAUUGCGCUCCAUGCUCUGCGAGAGUUCCAAGCUGUAAAGGAUUAAAGGACGGUGUGCAUAAACACCCGAUAAGGACAGGCAGCCGUUGGGUGAUACAUUGCUACAAGGAAAGAGUGGUGAACGUCUGGUUUGGACGGAGAUGAAAUUAAAUUUCUCCAUUCAAUUGUAGACAAGUACAAUUUAUAUUAAUAAAGUAGAUGCAAGCGUAA
This is a messenger RNA of Ostrea edulis (European flat oyster), 620 nucleotides long. RefSeq lists its product as uncharacterized. The record is from RefSeq and is a predicted model, not a curated record. Gene Ontology annotation, molecular function: chitin binding. The transcript has 3 exons. Lineage: Eukaryota; Metazoa; Mollusca; Bivalvia; Ostreida; Ostreidae. Gene Ontology annotation, cellular component: extracellular region. Bases 39 to 554 code for a protein of 171 amino acids.